AAACUUCGUUAUAUAGCCAUUAACGUACUUUUCAACCCAAAUUUCGAAAAGCUGAAGCCACGAAUUCUAGCACUACAGUCUACAUAUACAGUUCUACAGGAUUAGCUCCAAUAACAAACAAUAUGGAUCAAGUAAAAUGGAUCACCCACAACAAACACACAAAACAUCCAUUGAAAGAAGUCUACAAAAACUCAAAAUUUGAGUGCAAAAUCUGCAAAUGUAAUGGUAAAGAAAUGCGAUUUCGAUGUGAUCAAUGCGAUUUCAACAUCCAUUCAGCUUGUGCUACGUGCCCAGUUUCGCUCUCCUCGUUCACACAUCCAGAACAUGCUGUUGAACUAAUGGAGAGACCAAAUCUCGCACACAAAUGUCAUCUAUGUCAAAAACCUAUUACAGGGAUGGUUUAUAGGUGUAAGCUGUGCAAGUUUUUUAUGCAUCCUGUUUGUAGUGAAUUUCCUGAGUUUUUGUUUAAACAUGUCAUGCACCCUCCUCAUACUUUGAAGCUUCAAUUAAUGGAGUCUAGUAAAUGUGAUGUUUGUGAUAAAUCAUGCAAACAUUGGAGGUAUUUUUGUGGGAUUUGUGAUGUUCACAUACAUGUUGGGUGUUUGUCAAGUAAGAACAAUAUUAGUGAAGAUGAUGAAGGUGGAUUUGGUGAGGUUUUGGGUGUGACUAUUUUGGGUGAAAUUGCUUCUGUUAUUGCUGGAAGUAUUGCUGGAGGUUGAUGUGAAUGAUGUUUUCUUGUAUGGUCUUAUUUGAUGACUAUCUAUAUUCUAUGUCAAACACAUAGUUUCUAUGAGCUUUUUUAUUAUUAAACUAGUUUAUUUCUGUGAGAUUUAAUUUAAUACUACUUUAUUAAUGUGAAAUGGAGCAUUAUCAAUGGUACUUCUUGUAAA
This is a messenger RNA of Beta vulgaris subsp. vulgaris (sugar beet), 890 nucleotides long. Its product is annotated as protein VACUOLELESS GAMETOPHYTES. Lineage: Eukaryota; Viridiplantae; Streptophyta; Magnoliopsida; Caryophyllales; Amaranthaceae. The transcript has a single exon. The coding region runs from base 123 to 719 and encodes 198 amino acids. The record is from RefSeq and is a predicted model, not a curated record.